UUUUUCUCUAUUUAUUCCGAUAUCAUGACGAAUAACGCUUUAACCUUAUAUCAUAUUCUAUUAUCAUUUAUUUAACUCCUUAUUUUAGGGAAUGAAGCGCUUAUCUCAGACAUGGAAACACAAAAAAAACGUAAAUUCAAAAUUUUCAAACACGAGUACAAGUUUGAAAGAGAGAGAGAAAAACCUACGAAAUGACGCCGUAAAAAGAGAAUUCAAAAGUCCUGCAAGCUGCUAUUCAAGACAGACGAAAGGGCAGGUCCCAGCCAUAUCAAGAAACAGCCCCUGUCUUACCUCACCUAAUGGCUCCCUCAAUGUAUCUUUUGGCUUUGAUUUUGAUGCCGCAGCUCUGUCUGAAAUGGACCGGCUCGAACAGGAACAUGGCCCAUCUGUUAGUACCACACCCAUUCCCCAUAAGCGCAGAGCAACAGACAAGACAUCUGCAACUACACCACAAGUGACCAUAGCUGAUCUGUUUCAAAAAUCUUCUAAUUGUGAAAAUACAACUUCUUUUGGUGUUGAGACGAGAAAUAUUCCUCAUGCUGCGAGCACAACUCCUUUCAGUAUGGAAACAAGAACAUUGAGAGCACGAGAAAGGAUUUCAACUCCGAUAGAAGAAAGUCAACAUGUCUUGGUUUCACCAACGGCUGAUUUACCUGCAUUUUCACCUGUCAAUUUGACAUCAAGUGCUGCUUUUAAUGAUAAUGAUGGUGGAAAUGAAAAGGAUUUUCAGAACAGUAAAAGAAUUGUCGACAAAGAUGCAGACAUCUUAGUUUCCCCAAUAGCUGAUGUUCCAGCACUUUCACCUGUUAAUUUGGCAUCGAGUGUGUCUUUGAGUGAUGACAAUGGAAGAAAGGAAAAGUCUAAACAAAAUGAAAAGAAAUUUCAGAGCAGUAAAAUAGUUGCUGACAAAGAUGUAGAAAAUGAGGGUGAAAAAAUUAAUGGCCAAAGGAAUGACAAUCCAAGUUUAUCAACCAGUGAUGAAAACUCAAGGCCCAGUAGCAGCACUGGUAGCAUGACAAGUGUUCUUGAGAUGGAACCCAGCAGUGGUGGUGCUGAUGUCCUCAGCUUAAGUUCCUGGGGUCUACCGCCCUCAGUACUACAGCGAUACCAUGACAUGGGUAUCACACACAUGUUUGAAUGGCAGGCAGAGUGUUUAAGAACUGGAAAUGUGCUGCGAGGAGGCAAUCUAGUAUACUCUGCCCCUACCAGUGCUGGCAAGACCAUGGUUGCUGAGCUCCUGAUGCUGAAGAGGGUACUAGAAACAAAGAGAAAAGCACUCUUUAUUCUGCCGUAUGUUAGUGUGGCAAGAGAAAAGAUGUUUUAUUUACAGCGUCUGUUCCAAGAGGCCAGUGUCCGCGUAGAAGGUUUCAUGGGCAGCCAUAAUCCUGCCGGUGGGUUUGCCGCUGUUGACAUUGCUGUUUGCACAAUCGAAAAGGCCAACAGCUUACUCAAUCGUCUCCUGGAGGAGAACAAAGUUUCUACCCUGGGGGUAGUAGUGGUGGAUGAGAUGCACAUGUUAGGGGACCCCCACAGGGGAUAUUUGUUGGAGCUUUUCUUGACCAAGAUUCUCUUUAUCGGUGGACAAGGGAAAGUCAAGGAUGGACAAAAUAAUGAAGAGAAAGUGACUGAGACCGCGAUACAAAUAGUCUGCAUGAGUGCGACCUUACCCAACCUAGACAUGCUUGCCCGUUGGUUGAAAGCGGAUUUGUACUUUACCGCCUACCGCCCAGUCCCCCUGACCGAGAUGGUCAAAGUCGGCCCGACAGUCUACGACAACACCAUGAAAAAAAUCAGGGACAUCGACCCCGCUGCGGUGGUUGCCCAUGACGACGAUCACGUGAUCCCCUUAUGCAAAGAGACCAUCAGCGGGGGUCACUCUGUCUUGAUAUUCUGUCCUACAAAAAACUGGUGCGAGAAGCAGGCAGAGGCGAUUGCGCGCCAUUUUUCUACCAUCGGACAUUUGGGCUUGUCGAAAAACGACGGAAAAACCCCGAAGUGUGGCUUCGUGAGGGCGUCGGAUUUGAUCGCGUUUGAUGUCGAAGCCAUCAAAGAGGUUCUUGAGCAACUGAAGAGAACACCGGUAGGGUUGGACUCGGUGAUGAGGCGUAUAAUCCCGUAUAGUGUGGCAUACCAUCAUGCUGGGCUGACUGUGGAUGAGAGGGACAUUAUUGAAGGGGCGUUCAGGCAAGGGACCAUAAGGGUCCUUGUGGCUACAUCUACUUUAUGUUCCGGUGUAAACCUUCCCGCGCGGAGAGUCAUCAUCCGUACCCCAACCUUCCAUGGUAAGAUGGUCGAUCCAUUGGUCUAUAAACAGAUGGCCGGACGAGCUGGUCGGAAGGGUGUGGACGACCGCGGGGAGAGUAUCCUGGUGUGCAAGGCAACUGAGAGGCACAAGGCAACGACCUUGAUGAAAUCUGAGUUGAAAGCUGUCAAGAGCUGUUUAUUACUCAAAGAAAAAAACGGUGGACUUAAGAGAGCGUUACUGGAAGUUAUCGCUAGCGGUGUCGUUACGAGAUUGCGUGACGUCGAGCGUUACGCUGGGUGUACUUUUUUUGCGUCAUCAUCCAGUGAGACUGACGUCACUGGUAGUAAAUGUGCUAUCACGGAGACGAUCAGUUUUCUUGUGGAUAAUGAAUUCAUUCGUGUACAGUCGGUGAAGGAAAAGAGAUCCGAUGGCGAAGAGGAAGUGGAAGAAUCUAUCGACAGAUACGUACCCACUCAGCUUGGUACUGCUACUGUCGCUUCUGCUCUAUCUCCAGACGAAGCUUUGGUUGUGUUCGCUGAGCUACAAAAAGCAAGAAAGUGUUUUGUAUUGGAGAGUGAGCUGCAUAUCAUAUACCAGGUGACGCCCAUCUACGUAGAGGCACAGUGGCCAGACAUUGACUGGAGCCAAUUCCUCAGUAUUUGGGAACGCCUUCCUUCCCACAUGCGUCGAGUAGCGGACAUAGUCGGGAUCAAGGAGGUCUACCUAGCAUUAGCAUCCCGCGGGAGAAUCCCCACAAGUACCCCACAGCAGAGACAACAACUAAGAGUCCAUCGUCGCUUCUUCGCCGCUUUAGCGCUGCAGGAUUUGGUGCAAGAGGUCCCUCUAAACUUCGUGGCUCGUCGGUAUGGAGCGACUCGUGGGAUGAUUCAGUCGUUACAAGGUUCUGCUUCAACGUUUGCUGGAAUGGUCACUGUGUUUUGUCAGAGACUUGGAUGGCAGAAUUUAGACCUCUUGCUUUCUCAGUUCCAGAGCAGGUUGUCGUUUGGCGUUGAGAGAGAGCUUUGUGACUUGGUGAGGAUUUCUGUUUUGAAUGCCGCGCGUGCGCGAAUCGUCUAUAACGCUGGCUUCCAGACCAUAGCAUCGCUGGCGUCAGCCAAGGUGGAAGACAUCGAGAGUAUAAUGAGCAACGCUGUACCGUUUAUCAGCGGGCGAAAACAUAUGGGUGAGACGGAUUUGGAAGUCCGUCAUCGGAGGGAAGCUCGCGUCAUUUGGGUGGCAGGAAAAAGAGGGCUUAGUGAAAAAGAAGCAGCAGUAUUAAUCAUAGCAGAGGCUAAAAAGUUCCUUCAGGAUGAUGUCGCACGGCUUGGGAUCGCGUGGAGGGCGCCUGAUGCACCUGCGAAUUCUUCUCCUGGUCAAGGAGAAAGUACAUCACCUCAGAAUGCCCAGGCAUCGGCGAGCAACUCAAGUGCGUCAGGGAAAAAGAGAAGAAAGUCGGGUAGGCGGCGCUCUUCGGGAUCAUACAGGAAGUCCCGCAAGUCACCCCCUUCAAGGCAACGCCAAAAAUCCCCGAUCAACACUGGGAAUUCUUCCUUUGCAAGUAAGAAAGCUGGGACUCUUCCACGAGGCUCGGGUAUCGUAGGUGAUACUCCUUGUACGAGUGCUGCACCGGAGGGUACAGGGCAUUUGGGCAAGGAAAAAGGAAUGACCGCUAAUAUUCCCUGUAGGACCAGCAUCCCGGGUGGUACAGGGCUUUUGGAGAAGGCGAAAAAACCAGCUAAUGAUAUGCCUGGUAGGACCAAUAUCUCGGAGGGUACCGGGCAUUUUCACCCGGAGAAAAUAGCAGUCACCAAUAUGCAAAUGCCUGAUGAUGGUAAACGAAGCACCGAGGUGAAAAUCGUUGAGCAGCAGACAAAAAACAUCCAAACAAAUGCGGCGAUUUCCUCGAUAGAAGGCCAAGGCAAAAGUCACUCGUCUAACUCUUCCAAAAUUUCAGAACAGAAUUACCAUGGGAUUUUGAGUAGUAAAACACACAACAGAAAGACUAUCUUAAUGGAUGAGCUUGGCGAUCGAAAUGAAAGAAUACUAGCAAAAAGUAUCGAAGAAUUCAAUUCGUUUACGAACAAUAACGACAAGCAGACUACUCGUGGCUUCAGAAACACCGAAGUCUCUUCACUAAAUAAAGUCAUAGACGGCUCAUCAGAUAGUAAUUCAGUCAGCGGUCACCCGAAAGAUUAUGUGCCCAAGGGCGUGAAUUUAACUCCAGACAAAGACUCAAUCCACAGCAGAACGAUGAAAUCUAAAAACCAACUUUAUGACAAAAAUUGUAAGAUCUCAAAGUUGUUGUCACGUGAUUCGGCAACCACCAAUCAAAACACUGGACAUUUACAUACGGAUGAGAAGAAUUUUCAAAAUAAGGGCAAAGAUGCUCAUGGGAAUGUGGAUUUAAUAUCACGUGAUAAAGCAAUGGCCAAUCAAGUUGUUGAAAAGUUAGGAGGUAAUGAAGAGGUGGGUUCUACAAGUAAGAAGGAAGAGAUGGCUAAACAAGAGAAAAAUCAAGUCAUGGAAACGAAAACGAAAUUGCAAGAAACCAAGACAAACAAAGAAAAACAUGAAGAUCAAGAAAAACGAAGCCAGGCGAUGGAUAUUCUGUGCUCCUUGACUUCUAAAGCAAAGCCCAAGCUCUCCACCCCUGGUCCUUCAAAAUCUACAAAUCAGAGACGUUCAACUGAUAUCGAUGACGUAUUUCCGGUUAGCCAAACUAAACCACCAAAGCGACAAUCUCCAAGAAUUCAAAAAGACGACGAGUCUCCGAAGGAGAAGAUCCCGAGGCACGAACUUCAUGAAAAUGAAGGCGCUGGUAAACGUUUUUGUCAAGAUUCCAUGCAGCAAAAAGUAUCUUGUUUGAAUACAACGCAGUCGUUUUCAGCCCAAGAUGAAUCGUGUUCAUCUGCUGUAUUGUUUGAUAACUCCGAAGACUUGUCUGAGUUGAGGCUAAAUCAACAAGGCCCUACGACUUCUCCUGAACUCUACUCGGAGCCGCUAGAAGAGAACACUGACAGACCUGCGAGUGACGAUAGGAGGAGGAGGAAGAGUGAUGAGGAGUUUGGAUCUCAAGCCUUGGGUUUUAGCAUGAGUGAUAGUUAUUUGGCGCAGUGUGGAGGGUUCACGCAGAUGAACCCACGUCCCGUGACAGACGCUAGUGAACAGUGUAACACAGGACAAUAUGAAUACAUCGGUGGUAAGGAGAUGAAGUCACGCCCCGAUAAGGACGCCACUGAGCAGUCUGUUCGAACAGGGGAAUUGGAGCUCAAUGGUGAACUUAAGGCUAAAUAUCGCGACGAGGGGAAGUCCAGGAAGAUCGAGUCACACCCUGGCACAAACACUAAUGAAUAUUGUAGGUCUACGAAAGGACACCUUGAGUUCCAUGGCAUAUCUUCUACCUCCGAUGAUCUUAUGGCUAAUCAUCGAGUCCAGGAAGCGUCCAAGGAGAUCGWGUCGCGCCUCAUGGUAGAAGAUACAGAAAAAUCUAGCACUACGAUGGAGCAGUUAGAGUUCGAAGGUACCUCUUCUAUCUCCGAUGAUCUCUUAGUUAAACACUGCGGUAUAAUAGUUGAAGAUACGGAAAAGCAAAGCUCUACUCUAGACUUUUUAGACUUUCAUGACCUAUCUGAAGACGUCAUAGACAAGGACGUCAUCAACCAGAAAGAAAGUGUUCCAAUCAACUUUUCUCAGGGUGUUAGUGAAACUGAAGACAUUGACCAACACGUUGUCGUUCAGAAGAAAACUGCUGCGAAAGAAGCCAAUAGAAAUCCAGGUUAUGAUGACGUCAUGGGAAAGCACUCUGACGUCAUCAACCAGAAAGCAAGGGGUCCAAUUACCUUUGCUCAGGGUGUUAGUGAAACUGAAGACAUUGACCAACACGUAGUCGUUCAGAAAAAAACUACUGAGAGAGCAGCCAAUAGAAACCUAGGCUGUGAUGACGUCAUUGGAGAGUUUGAUUCCUGUUCUCGAUAUCAGUCGACAGGAAGGUUUUAUCCUUCAGGACCGUCCACAGGAUCAGAUAAUGAACGAGUUUCUCCCAUAUCACCUAUCUCCUUGACCUCUAGACCGGGCGAGGAACGACACGAGGAAGAAAACUUGGACAACUCGGGGUCAUUUUCGUUGAAUUUGUCUCUGUCGGAGAGCAUUGGUGAUGAGUGUGAACUUGUAGUCGCUAAAAAUUCAGGGGAGCGAGAGGAACAGAAUAUUUUAAAAAGCGUUAUCAACGAAGAUAAUGCAAUGAGACUGCAGAGUGAGAAGUUGAAGGGAGACAAAAGCUCGAAAACAAAUGUGCUACUUGCCAGAACUCAGGGAAAACAGACAGAAGACGACCAUGGUAAAAGGCACUUUGAUAUGAUCGGCGCAGCGAGAGAAAAUUUGGAUGAGAGGGAAAAUGGGAGAGGAAAACAGCUUACGAAAAUCAAGGCCAGGGAUAAAGAAUUAGCGAAGAAAUCAAUCCUUGAGGCAGAGAUUUCUAAUCAUGAAACUCCAAAACGCUCCCAAGAAAACAAUUUUGAGCAUCAAACUCUCGUUGUCGAAACUCCGGAGUCAGACUUAACCUCACAGGUUACCCAUAGCAACCAGGCAUCGGACUCAAGCCUAGACUCCCCAUGCGUAGACUCUCUAGCCUCGCCCUCAUGUACAUUUACCAGUGUUUCAAUCAUUGACGUGUCAGCCAAUGAUCUUCUUUUCCAUACAUUUUUAAGAGAAUGGAAGACGCGAAAGGAGUUUUCUUUUGCGGUGGGCUGCGAGACACUACUCGAUAACGUCCCUAAGAUUGGAGGGCGCUUUAAUAAAGGUCCUCCAAUGAACCAAGGGUCCUCGAAGGGGCUUCCUAUCGAGGGGACUGAUGAGGUUGUCGUUGGGGUCGCUGUUUGUUGGAGCGGCAAAGAUGCUUACUACACCUCACUUAAGGAAUGCGAUGACGUCACUAGUGACGUCGAAAGUCACGACGAAUCAAUGGUCGCUCCCAACUUGUCUGUCGCAGCUCGUGUUGAAGGGAUAAAAUCCGUCCUGGAAUACAAAGGAAAACGGAAAGGAAUGAAGUUCUGCUUUGACUCUACUGCGCAAUACAAGGCUCUUGCUCAAAGCACUGGGAUAACACUAAGUGGAGAAAUAGAAGAUCCUAAAGUAGCUGCAUGGCUGCUUGAUCCAUCGUCGAGAGAGAAGACCCUUCACCAACUGACAGGAGAGUACGUAGUUGACAAAGCGAGUCUAUUAGAAGGUAUCAGCGCGGGAUUUGGGGAGAGUGGUUUUGGACUGACCAGUCAAAGCCCAGCAAGUGGCCGCGCGAGGUCUUGUACCGAGGCGGUGAUCGUUUAUUGGUUAAUGAAACAGCUUCGCUCAAAUCUGCAAAAGGAUCAUCUUGACAAGGCAUUCUAUCAGGUAGAAAUGCCAGUCAUGAAGUGCCUGGCGCGCAUGGAACUCAACGGUAUUGGCUUCUCAGACACCGAAUGCGAUCACCUCAAAUCCAUCCUCCAAGCCAAGCUUCGUACUCUUGAAGAAGAGGCAUAUAGACUAGCCAAUCAUAGCUUCUCUCUCACUAGUCCCGAUGAGGUUGCCAUGGUCCUUUUUAUAGAACUGAAACUCCCAGCUGAUGGCAAGAUCGAUGAGAGUCUUAAUGCCGGAAGAAGACUUGGCGCGACGCGUCGUGGUACGACAAAUGGCGGGAAACGCGGACGGAAAUUACUAAAACACAUGAGUACGAAUAAGGAAGUGUUGGAGCGACUCAAACCACUGCAUCCGCUCCCAGGUACUAUCCUUGAAUGGAGACGAAUAAAUUGUGCACUGACCAAAGUUGUGUAUCCCGUUCAAAGGGAAAAACAACUCAAUGCACGGCUCAAUAUGAGUAGGAUUUACCCCACAUGUCAAACGCAUACUGCCACAGGCCGAGUCGGCUUCGCUGAGCCCAAUCUACAAAAUGUCCCUAGAGACUUUGAGAUUGAUCUUCCAACGGUGAUUGCCGAGAGCCCGCCACAGGUAGCCCAAAGAACAAAUCGAGGGCAUCGGAAAACAACUCAGGCAAAUAACACUCUUGGAAAUUCUUUUCAAGUGAGCAUGCGCACUGCCUUUAUACCUUUUAAAGGAGGUAUUUUGCUGGCCGCUGACUAUUCUCAAUUAGAACUGCGGCUCAUAGCUCACUUGUCUAGAGACGAGCGCCUGCUCAAGUUGUUGAAUGCCGGCGGAGAUGUGUUCAGGAUGAUAGCGGGCUCUCUUAACGGAAUUGAGCCUGCGGCUGUAAAUGAUGUACAGCGUCAACGGGCUAAACAAAUUUGUUACGGGAUUAUCUACGGGAUUGGCGCAAAAUCCCUCGGGGAGCAGCUAAAUUUGAGAGAAGAAGACGCUUCUGUUUAUAUCGAGAAAUUCAAAUCUCGUUUUAGCGGGAUAAAGAAAUAUCUCAAAACUACUGUAGAAAAUUGCAGAAAGAAUGGAUUCGUGGUGACUGUAGCUAAUAGACGACGGUACUUACCAGCGAUCAACAGCACAAACGCACAUGCGCGAAGUCAAGCCGAACGACAGGCGGUGAAUACCACAGUCCAAGGGUCAGCGGCUGACUUAGUAAAGAUAGCCAUGMUAAACAUAGACCGGAAGUUGACAGAACUGUAUUCGUCGUGUCGACGAACUCACCGACAUAAGAAUAACCACAAUGAACCGGAAAUGACCUCUCGCAGAAAAAGCACAAGAAUUAGUGCCCAGACUCCCAGGAGAGGAUCUAGUGCCCAGUCUAUCGAUGGCGCUUGUGUUGUUCUUCAGCUACACGAUGAGCUGAUACUAGAAGUAGCCGAGGAGGACUUGAACCGAGUAGCGGCGAUAGUUAAGAAGGAAAUGGAGAAUGCAAUGAAAUUAGCAGUUGUACUGCCUGUCAAACUGAAGGCCGGACCUUCGUGGGGCACAAUGAAUCCACUAGAAUUGUAAAUAGAUUUAUUUAUUUAUUAUAUUUUUAUCAUCGAAUCUUUUGUAACUUAAAAUUCUCUUGCUCAUUCGAUAUAAUUAAUAUAUAUGGCAUGCAAUGUAUUGUAGAGAAAAAUGACGCUUGCAGGAAUUCGUUAUUCUCAUUUAGAGCCCGCGGUCGUUUUGGUCUGCGUUACCACACGAUUGGCUCUAAUUGAAUCCAACUACUACUGUUUUCUGAUUGGGUAUGAUAAUCAGAAGCGCCAACAACCAAAUCCAUGCAUGUAAAACUGUGCACAGUUGUUGGAUUUGCUCAAAAUCCUUGACGGAAAUCAAAAGGCAAGCAGGUGCUGAUUGGGUAUAAUAAUGAAAAGCGCCAAUAACUAAAUCCAUGCAUGUAAAACUGUUCACAGUUGCUGGAUUUGCUCAAAAUCCUUGAAGGAAACCAAAAGGAACGCAGGUGUUCUGGAUACUGAUUAAAUAAAGCACAAAACAAUUGAUUAUAA
Molecule: messenger RNA, 9642 nt
Organism: Actinia tenebrosa (Australian red waratah sea anemone)
Lineage: Eukaryota; Metazoa; Cnidaria; Anthozoa; Actiniaria; Actiniidae
Product: DNA polymerase theta
Biological process (GO): double-strand break repair via alternative nonhomologous end joining; DNA-templated DNA replication
Molecular function (GO): DNA binding; ATP binding; DNA-directed DNA polymerase activity
Source: RefSeq, a predicted model, not a curated record